AUGUGUGGAAUAGGAAAAAUUCGUCAAGGACAGCCAAGAAAGCGUCGACGGCGACGUCAGGAUCUGGCUCUGGACUACCAUCAUUUCUACGGUCAAGAUCCAUCAAAAGUGUCAUCUGGGUUCCACUUAAUCCACGCGGAGCACAUCCGUCAGUUAUCUGACGACAGCAGCCUGGUUAACGAAAACGUGGGAGCAUCCGACGAGCUGCUGAUGAUCCAGGUUCGGCCCUUGGUCAAGGUCAAAGAGCUGACGGAAGAUUCAGUGAAAGGACCACCAGUAGAAAUGAUCCUGAAAGCUACAAGUCACUUGUCGGAAGCAAAGCCUCCUAGACCGACACCAACGACGGACUGCCCGGCGGAUUUUCAGGCUGAAAUCCGGAAGAUCUUGAUAACUUUAGUCGAAGCAUCAGCUAAAAUUCUGAUGAACAGUCCGGAGGCUUCAACGCUUUAUGAAAUAAUCCGGGAGACCUUGGAGCUGCGUUACAGGCCUCCCUACGACCCGAAGACGGUAAAGUACCUGACGGAGAUCGGGUUCUCGGAAGCAAAAGUGCUCCGGGCGUUGAGAAUCUGCAAAAUGAACGUCUCGGAAGCUCUCGAGUGGCUGAUUGAGCACCAGGAGGACCCGGAUGACUGCGACAAUGAUGACUACUUGUCUCUCCCCUCGAUUCAGGCCGACGGGGAGCCCAAAGUCGAGCCGGAAAAAGGAGCAGGGCCCAGCUCUGGCUCCCCGACUGGAAACAAGUCUGGAAGCUCCAGGAGGAAGAGCAUCAAGGAAGCCUGCUUCGACAUCAUCAAAGGCUCCAAGGACUCUGGGAAGAAAGACACCAACCUGGUGUACAUUGUCGGGCUGCUACUCCAGAGUUUUCAUCAGUACAAGCAGCUAGAGUUCCGUCCGAACCACAAGAUCAAGGAGUCCUUGAUAGAAAUGGGCUUCCAGGAGAAAAAUGUUGUUGAAGCGCUCAAGAUCACCGGGAAUAAUCAGUUCAAUGCUUGCGAAUGGCUCCUCGGGGUCAGGAAUAAGAAUUUACAUGAUGUUGAUCAGGGCCUGGAUACUGAUAGUCCCAUUUACAAGGCUAUUAUGACCAAUCCUCAUAUUCAGCUGAGUCUUACUAAUCCAAAGAUGCUCCUGGCUUAUUUGUCUAUUCUAGAGACUCCUUCGUCCACCAGCAUUUGGAUUAAUGAUCCGGAGGUCUCUCCGGUUUUGAGCCAGAUUUUUAAGACUUAUCAUGCGGAGAAACACGCUAUUCAUAUGAAUAGAUAUGAAAAUUCAGAUAGUUAA
Molecule: messenger RNA, 1278 nt
Organism: Cotesia congregata
Lineage: Eukaryota; Metazoa; Arthropoda; Insecta; Hymenoptera; Braconidae
Source: the annotation of a GenBank genome assembly